Messenger RNA from Ylistrum balloti, 968 nucleotides. RefSeq names its product sperm microtubule inner protein 11-like. The record is from RefSeq and is a predicted model, not a curated record. Bases 45 to 479 code for a protein of 144 amino acids. The transcript has 3 exons. NCBI's taxonomy places the organism in Eukaryota, Metazoa, Mollusca, Bivalvia, Pectinida, Pectinidae.
UAUAGUAUUAUUUCACUUGUUCAUCAGAAAGUGAAACAAAUACAAUGGCAUUCUUUGGACUAAGUCAAUUGGGAUAUCAAAACACUAUUAGAGAGGGUUCCGCACGGGCGAAAGCAGAUCCACAAAGAGCUAAGACUCAACUUGGUUUCGUGGCGCUUCCUCCAUUACAAGACAAAAAUCCACCGCGCCGAUCUAUCGUUCCUAUUAACCAAGUAUCCGGAUACGGCCCGGGACCCGUAGGAUCGUAUGUUGAGCACACAAGAAUGAGAACGAAGCACGUCAGGAACCCUAAAGAGCCAAUAGAACUGUAUCGUAUCCCACUGACCACUUCCUCACAAUUGGGCUGGUGGAGAACAGACGAGCCCCUCAGAGAGCGUCAGCCUUGGACCUAUGUCAAGAGGAAUGUCUCAGUCAACAGUGAGAUGACAAGAUUUGUAAAUGAGAUGAGCCUUACCAACAGAGAAUUCACGCUGUUCUAAGAAAAAUGACUUCUCCAUCAUGAUAUCUCCUGGAACAGUAAUUUCAAUAAAAGGACCUAGUGAAACCCCACAAAGUCCAGGGACCAUUACAGUAUUCACCAUUUGUGUUAUGGAGUGUGUGUGUGAAAGUCCAGAAAUAUCAAUGGAAAUUGUGUGUAAGGAUAACUGAAGUAGAAAAGUAUGGAAAUUAUUAAGUAUUAUUUUGUUGCAUCUAAACGCCAACAAUAAAAUAGUUCAACAGAAGUUUGUAAUGUAAUGCUUUACCUCUUAUACCUUUCUUAUUCUGAAUUUCCUGUGGCAAAAGUAAAGUAUACUGCUCAACAUUAUCAGAACAAAUUAUUCUUAAAUUAAUCAUUGUGAUGGGGAGUAGAAAAGAAAUUAAUCCUGUUUCAUUAAGUAUAAAAUUUAGAUUUUUUAAACACAUGUACUGACAUUCAGAUUCUUCAUAAUUAUUUAUUAUAAUUUGACCUGUAUAUAUCCAUAGAUAAC